UGCGCUAGUGGCUUGGCGUAGAGCAUGUGGAGGCGAGGAACGAGUGAGGCAGGUGGGCUGUGGACCCUCUGCUCCUCUAGCGUUUCCAUGGACUCCGAUGGGUCUAUCAGGGAUGAGGAUGUGUCCCUGCGUGGACGUAUGAACGGUCAGCCACUCGUGUUGGGGAACACCAAAGUGAUGUAGCAUACGUGUAUCAUACCUGUCUUCUGCCAGAGCGCUAAGGGCAGGACUCACUGAGAGGAUUCCGUAGACCUCUAUGGUCUCAUUCAGUUUGAAACGAUCCCAGUCCUCGUAAACCUGCCACAAACAUUUGGACCUAUGAACUCCCGUUUGUCAAGAAUGAAAACAUAUCUUCUGGACCGCACAAAACUUUCUUUAAAGAAGAACAAGACAAUGGGUGGUCUAAUACAGGAAUCCCUCAUUUAUCACAGUUUAUUGGUUCCACAACCGACCAUGAUAAGUGAAUACCUGAUUGAUAAAGCCAACAUUUUCCUUCCUAGAGGAUAGAAACCCACUUUAUGGAUAAUAUACCUUGACUAAGCAUGAAGGGCCUUUCUCGCCUGGUAGAGGGAAGUUGAGGUCCAGAUACGUGGCAGAUGCCGUCUGGCCGGGAGAAGCUUCAGCCUCCUGCCGCCCAGCCUCCCCGGUGCCGUGGUCUUCCGGGGGAAUCUGGAGACCUGCAGGCAGGAGACAGGAGGGUUGAGCUUACUUUAGUUGCGGAUGAUUGAAAGAAACAAUACAUUGGAUUAAUAUACGGUAGUUAGAGAUGCAGGAUUAAAAUAGAGUGCAGCGAUAAAAGUAUAUCCUCGAAAUCAAUAUCCUGAAUAAACAAAUCAUGUGCUGUGAAAAACUAUGCAUGAUUUCAGACUAGCUUAUUAGUUGACAUGGAUGAAAUGGACACAAAAGAUCUCCAGUGAUCUUCACAAUGCACACUAUAUGGUCAUUAUAUGGUCACUAUAUGGUCAUUACAUGGUCCCUAUAUGGUCCCUAUACCAAGACCUACCUGGAUGAGGUUCCCUCUGUUUCUGUGGCUGAGUGUCCCCACCGUCCAUGUCGUCAUCAUCAUCUUCAUAGCUGCGCUUCUGUCUGCUCGGCACAUAGGAAGUGGACGGUUGCACUCUUGCUUGAGCCGAGCCACCAUAUCUGUGCAACAGAGUUAAGAAAAACUGGGCGGUAACAUAACAAAAGACAGACUGGUUGAUUGACACGCAUCACGCAGACAUGACAAGGAUAUGUCCUUCACCCAGGAGUUCUCACCAGGAACGGGUACACAAUAGAAAGUCUGUCUUUCAGCCGUCACAAUAUUUUUGGACUGAAAAUCCACCUGGAAGUGAAGACAACAGUCGUGGCUGGCAACAGCGGCGCCAUCGCAUCGGGGCUCGCGUGGGUUUGGGAUGGUAUCACGAUAGUGGACUUACCCCACAUUCCGCCACAUCUUUGUACUUCCCACACCUCAACACCUGAUGGAUUGCAACAAUAUGAGUGUCCCGUCUAAUACGCCGGGAAUAUUUGCACAAGCGGUUAGGAAUGCUGACUUUUGCUUGCGAUGAUGGAUCAAGCGUCUCGUACACUCCCAUGUAGAACUCCGGGUCAAACAUGUCCUGAAUGAAACAGCGAAACUUCACCAGGCUGUUGGGCUUCAGGUAGUGCAACGGGAUGUUGUUCAUGGAUGGGACCUUGAACGGGACACACAAUAGAUUAUUAUUAUUGUUGGAAGUUCAAAAAGGGAUCUCAGGGUUACCCAUGAUUGAGCAUCCUUCUCUUUUAGACGAUCUUUGAAGAAUUCCACCAAUUUUGCUUCCCAUCCAGAAUUUGGGUUGUUUUGAGAUGCAGCUGAAAUAGCAACAUAUUCUUAUUCAUUUUUCAGUUGUUGGUAAUCCAGCACUUAUCAUACACAGGGACAUGAAUAUUUAUCACCCACGAGUAAAAUGUAUGAAACCAUUUAAGUGUCUCAUGUGAAAACGGAAAAAUACGCACAGGAAGACAAUAUUCUCAAUAUGCACGAUGUAUAUACACCUCAUAAAUAUACUAACUACAGCGAUACAAUUCGAAUGGGUCCAUGAACGCCUCAUAAUGUAAACUGUCAGGUGUGCAGAGGGCGACCGUCAAAACUUAACUUGUUUACUCCAUGAAAGAUAACACGGUGUUAAUGAAGGUGAUCAUGGGCUAAAUUAAUCAGGAAAUGACUAAAUAUAACAAACAACAGGACGUUCGCUGUCACUAACAUGACGUGAUGGCCACGAGCCACCACGCUAGCCAACUCGACCCACGCGCACAGCUAGUGAAUAGUGAAGUUCCGGUACAUUUCUUACCGAACAUCUCUUCAACGACGCCCAGGGGGUUGUUCAUCCAGUCAUUUGGGGAAGGCAUCAUCUGGCCGAGAACGACGGAGAGGAUUCUACUGAUGUCGGUGAAGAAGACAGCUUUUUGGGUCAGACUUCUGGGAAUGUGCAAGCUCCCUCCACCUUCAGCUAUUUCUCCAACCCAGUAACCAGCAGUGACCCGUUUGCUUCUAUUGGACAACCACCAUGUCCGCCGCCAUCAUUGGCAGGCGCAUCCAUGACAACCGCAGCGGCGUCUGUUCCCAGCAGUGUUAAUAUGGCUCCUCCGCCACCUUCAAGUUCACAGCUGAACACGGCUCCUCCUGUCUUCGGCAGUACAGUAUAUCAGAGCCCGAUGGGACACCACACUCCUCCUCCCGGCACAAUGACCCCACCACCUCCACAGAUGCAGCAGCAUGGUCACAACCCGUAUCGACACACUGCCACCAGCAGCAAAGCCAGUCCUUAUAUUCCAGCUCCUGAGGUCCUACCACCAAGCCAGCCAUCACAACCCCAUCCCUACUCUGUCGGUUCAGGGCCACAAACAUUCCCCCCCUCAGGACCCGCAUUCACAAAGCCUCCCCCUGCUCACCUCCAGGUACCUCCACCUCCAGCCAACCCUUCUGGGGCAGUCGUCCCUGCCGGCCUGAGUGUGCAAUACAACUACAAUGUUUAUGAACCUGUUCAGCCUCACUGGUUCUACUGCAAGCUAGUGGAGUCAAAAAGUGUGUGGCUUCCUUUCAGCAUCAUCGACUCCCUCCAGCUUGAGGAGACGUAUAACUCCGUUCAACCAGACCCAGAAAAUGUGAUUGUGCGCACGGACGGAGGUCGUUUCGAUGUACAGCUCUAUGACCGCAUGCGGUCAGCUGUUUACUGGGAGGAGGAGCCUACAGAAGUGCGGCGCUGCACCUGGUUUUAUAAAGGGGACACAGAUAGUCGAUUUAUUCCUUACUCUGAGGAAUUCAGCGACAAGCUGGAGGCAGAAUACAAGAAAGCUGUAUCUACUAACCAAUGGCACCGUAGACUGGAAUUCCCAUCUGGAGAAACUAUCGUCAUGCACAACCCCAAGGUGAUAGUGCAGUUUCAACCCACCCCCUUGCCUGAUGAGUGGGCCACGACUCAGGACACGCAGACCCGGCCCAGGGUGGUGAAGAGAGGCAUCGAUGACGACCAUGAUCAAGUCCCUGAUGGCGAGCUCCCUGAUGUGGACCACCUUGUGUUCAUGGUUCACGGCAUUGGUCCCGUAUGUGACCUGAGGUUUCGGAGCAUGGUUGAGUGUGUGGAUGACUUCCGCAGCGUGUCACUGAAGCUGCUGCAGAGUCACUUUAAGAAAUCAUUGGAUGAUCUUGCCAUCAGCCGGGUGGAGUUCCUGCCGGUCCAGUGGCACACGUCUCUACAUGGAGAUGCCACAGGGGUGGACAGGAGAAUAAAGAAAAUCACUUUACCCAGCACUGGGCGCUUACGUCACUUUACGAAUGAGACCUUGUUGGACGUGCUCUUCUACAACAGUCCUACGUACUGCCAGACCAUCAUGGACACAGUUGCUUCAGAGAUUAACAGACUACAUGCCCUCUUCUUGGAGAGAAACCCACAUUACAAAGGAGCAGUAUCUGUGGCUGGACACAGUUUAGGAUCCCUUAUUCUCUUUGACUUGCUGUCGAAUCAGAAGACUGAUGAAAGCCCCCCCACUGUGCCCACUGUGAAUGGAGACACCAAACAGGUGUCAGCCCCAGCUCCACAGGCUGUCACCCCUCCAUGUGUAGAAGAGGAGCCCAAAGAGGAGAUGCAGGACUUGGAGGACCUUUCUGCUGUGCUGGAACAUCUUGGACUGUCUGAGUACAAGAGCACCUUUGAUGAGGAAAAGAUUGACAUUGAAUCCUUUCUCAUGUGUACAAUGGAGGACUUGAAGGAGAUGGGAAUCCCACUCGGCCCUCGGAAGAAAAUUGCCAAAUUUGUGAAAGAAAGAGUGGCUAAACAGGCGGCAGCUCAGGAGAAAAAACUGGAGGUCCAGGUGGCCAGUCAGGUUGUAGAGCCCCAACACGCUGCUCAGACUCUUCCUGAUCCUGGUGUGAAGAAGCUUCCGGUGGGCGUCUCCUCCAUCCAUGUAGACUACAACUACUUUGAAGUUGGCACCGGGCAGGUGUCGGUGGUCUACCAAAAUCUGGACUUCAGUCCAGUCAGUUUCUUUGCCUUGGGUUCACCAAUCGGCAUGUUCUUGACUGUCAGAGGCCUCGAGAAGAUUGAAGAGACCUAUCAGCUUCCAACGUGCAAAGGAUUCUUCAACAUUUACCAUCCGUUGGACCCAGUUGCAUACAGGAUCGAGCCCUUGAUUAUACCAGACGUGGAACUGAAGCCCGUUUUGAUACCACAUCACAAAGGAAGAAAAAGACUCCAUCUGGAGCUGAAAGAGAGUCUCUCCAGGAUGGGCUCAGACCUGAAGCACGGUUUCAUCAGCUCGCUGAGGAGCGCCUGGCAGACGCUCAACGACUUCGCUCGCGCCCACACGUCGUCUGCUCAGCUUCAGGCAGAGCUGGCCAUGGUGGCCAAUCAGAUCGAGGAGCAGGAGAAGCGAGCGCAGGAAGUUUCCGAGCAAAAAGCCCUGGAAAUGCCCGAGCCACCCAAGGAAGAGGAGCCUCAGGUGCGGAUCGGGAUGCUGAAUGGGGGGAACCGCAUCGACUUUGUCCUGCAGGAGAAGCCCAUUGAGAGUUUCAACGAGUACCUGUUUGCUCUCCAGAGCCAUCUCUGCUACUGGCAAUCUGAAGACACGGCUCUGCUUAUCCUCAAGGAGAUCUACAAGAGCAUGGGGGUCCAGCCGGAACACGUGGUACAUUAGCACAACUAAGGUUUACUUCCUUUAUUCAUUUCCUCAUGUCGUUUAUUCUACACAAAUGUAUAAUACAAUUGUAUUAUUCAUUUCCUCAUGUCGUUUAUUCUACACAAAUGUAUAAUACAAUUGUAUUAUUCA
Doryrhamphus excisus (bluestripe pipefish) is the source of this 5286-nucleotide messenger RNA. The record is from RefSeq and is a predicted model, not a curated record. NCBI's taxonomy places the organism in Eukaryota, Metazoa, Chordata, Actinopteri, Syngnathiformes, Syngnathidae.